Leptinotarsa decemlineata (Colorado potato beetle) is the source of this 1270-nucleotide messenger RNA. It is a transcript of the gene Rpt4, whose product is annotated as Regulatory particle triple-A ATPase 4. NCBI's taxonomy places the organism in Eukaryota, Metazoa, Arthropoda, Insecta, Coleoptera, Chrysomelidae. The record is from RefSeq and is a predicted model, not a curated record. Gene Ontology annotation, molecular function: ATP hydrolysis activity; ATP binding.
GCUAGUCAUCGUCCAUUGUAUAUCAAAUAUCAAGAAAAAACUCGUAUAGUCAGUUCUUAAAGCAUAAUGGAGCCCGAACGUGAAAAAGGUCUUCAGGACUACCGAAAAAAAUUAUUGGAACAUAAAGAAGUGGAAUCUAGACUGAAAGAAAUGCGGGAGCAGUUGAAAGAUUUAACAAAACAAUAUGAUAAGUCCGAAAAUGACUUGAAAGCUCUCCAAAGUAUGGGACAGAUUGUGGGUGAGGUAUUGAAACAACUGACAGAGGAAAAAUUUAUUGUUAAAGCUACUAACGGUCCCCGCUACGUUGUUGGCUGUCGAAGACAAUUAGAUAAAGCUAAAUUGAAAGCAGGGACAAGAGUAGCUUUAGAUAUGACAACAUUAACUAUUAUGCGCUAUCUGCCCCGAGAAGUGGACCCCUUGGUUUAUAACAUGAGCCAUGAAGAUCCAGGAGACGUCACUUAUUCUGCUAUUGGAGGUCUCUCUGAACAAAUUCGGGAAUUAAGAGAGGUUAUUGAACUGCCUCUGCUGAAUCCUGAACUAUUUAUGAGGGUUGGAAUCACACCUCCAAAGGGUUGCCUUUUAUAUGGACCCCCAGGAACUGGAAAAACUCUUCUUGCUAGGGCUGUAGCCUCUCAAUUAGAUGCAAAUUUCUUGAAAGUUGUUUCCAGUGCAAUUGUUGAUAAAUACAUUGGAGAAUCUGCUAGAUUGAUAAGAGAAAUGUUUAAUUACGCUAAAGAUCACCAACCUUGUAUCAUUUUUAUGGAUGAAAUUGAUGCCAUAGGUGGCCGCAGGUUUUCUGAGGGAACUUCAGCUGACAGAGAAAUUCAAAGAACCCUGAUGGAACUUCUAAAUCAGAUGGACGGAUUUGAUUCAUUGGGACAGGUAAAAAUGAUAAUGGCCACUAAUAGGCCUGAUACAUUGGAUCCUGCUUUGCUCCGCCCAGGUCGUUUGGAUAGAAAAAUUGAGAUACCUCUACCAAACGAGCAAGCAAGACUUGAAAUUCUUAAAAUUCAUGCUUUGCCCAUCGCCAAACAUGGUGAAAUUGACUACGAGGCAAUUGUCAAGCUAUCUGACUCCUUCAAUGGAGCAGAUUUGAGAAAUGUGUGUACAGAAGCAGGGUUGUUUGCAAUCCGGGCAGAAAGAGAAUAUGUGAUUCAGGAAGAUUUCAUGAAGGCAGUGAGAAAAGUUGCAGAUAACAAGAAAUUAGAAAGUAAAUUAGAUUACAAACCUGUAUAAUUUCAACUUAGUUCAAAAUAUUUUCAACAAACAA